This is a messenger RNA of Aspergillus sclerotioniger CBS 115572, 684 nucleotides long. RefSeq lists its product as uncharacterized. The record is from RefSeq and is a predicted model, not a curated record. The transcript is spliced from 5 exons. NCBI's taxonomy places the organism in Eukaryota, Fungi, Ascomycota, Eurotiomycetes, Eurotiales, Aspergillaceae. Bases 62 to 313 code for a protein of 83 amino acids.
UCUUGCCAUCCCACACCCACCUCUGGUCUCUUGCACCACCACCCUCCCCAAGCUCUUCGCCAUGUUCCCGACUCGUGUUCUGCGCAUGCAGGCCUCCCGGCCCUUCGCUUUUCCUGCUCCUAAGGAAAACCACAGCGCCCACACUAUCUCUCAGCGUCUGCGCACUCUGAAGAGAAUCCCUCCGGAGUUGAUCCCUCUCGGUCUGGUCCUUGGUGUCGCCGUCGGUGCUGCCAUCUACUCCAGCUCCAAGAAGCUCAUGACCGACAAGACCCUCCGUCUCUACCGCAACAACCCCGAGGAGCGUGACCACUAAGAAUGUACCAUCACAUUUGAUUCCAAUUGCAAUGAGGCGAUUCUCUGGUUGAUUUUGUCGGCGAUCUGUAUCAUUCACGGGAUAGUUGGACCCUGUCGCGCAGCGGCAGAGAAGAAUGGAAUGCUCGAAAUUUCUCAGGCUCGGGGUUGGAGCGCGUGUAAAUAGUACGGCUUUAAACGAAGGGUUCUGAUGAAGUAAUAUCGCAAUAUUACUGUCGCCGCCUUCUCUGCUUCUUUCCCUGGCGCGAGUUGCAUCGUGAUAGUGCUCAUUCCGGCUUGGGUCCGGCCACGUCCAGCUCCUCCAGUCCCUGCAUGGGGUCUUGACGUUCGUUCCCGUCUGCCUGGGCCUCGUCGGCGGCCAAUUUGUCUUCC